Naegleria fowleri is the source of this 723-nucleotide messenger RNA. RefSeq lists its product as uncharacterized. The transcript has a single exon. The record is from RefSeq and is a predicted model, not a curated record. Bases 1 to 723 code for a protein of 240 amino acids. Lineage: Eukaryota; Heterolobosea; Eutetramitea; Acrasida; Naegleriidae.
AUGAUGAAAAAUGAAAAGCAAGAGUUGCUCGGCUCUUCUCAUACCUCAUCGGAAGAAGAAAAUCAAGAACCACGAGUUGAUGAAACGAUAAUGAAAGAUAAUGCGUUCAAGGAAUUGGAUAAACGAUUAAUUGAAACUAUCAAGAAAAAUUAUGGGAAGGAGCUGAUCGGAAAGGAGUCGGAGCAAUUAACGGAAUUAAUUGAAAAUUACAUGCAAGAUGAUGAGGAUUUACUUGGGAAUAAUGAUGAAAUUAUAGAAGCGAUUGAUGAGGAAGAAGAGGAACUUGAACAGGAGCAAGAAGGCACAAAAUCCAACGAUCGCCCUCGAUUAAUAUUCCGAAAUUAUGAUCCAACGGAUUACAAACUUAAACGAUACAAAAAGAGACACUACGCAACUCUAGAUCCACGCGAAAAAACAUCUAAAUAUUUUGCAUCUCCUAUUGAAGCCACAGAAGUGAUUCUUCGUGAUCAAAUUUCAGGCUUACUUGAGGAAGCAGCAAAGCUACAGAGCUUGGCUUCAUUGGAUAAAAUGUUGGAAGGUGAAGAAGAUAACAGUGAUUUGAAUUUGUUAAAGCCAAGAAAACUUAAUGAAGAUCUAAAGAGACACAUCAAGGAUCAAAUGGAUUUCUUAGAAAAACAAACUAAUCAGGCACUACGAGAAAUGUUGCAAGAAAGAAUUGAAGAAGAGGAAGACGAGGAUGAAGAAGAAGAGGAAGACGAAUAA